Molecule: messenger RNA, 453 nt
Organism: Salvia miltiorrhiza (redroot sage)
Lineage: Eukaryota; Viridiplantae; Streptophyta; Magnoliopsida; Lamiales; Lamiaceae
Exons: 1
Coding region: 1-453 (150 amino acids)
Source: RefSeq, a predicted model, not a curated record
AUGGGAUCCCAAGUGGUUGCUCUCGCUCUUGCGCUAACAAUAUUUUUUGGCUCCGCCGCCGCAGUUCGACCGACCUUAUCGCCGGCCGUGUCUCCGUCGAAGUCCUCCCCCGUAGCGGCGCCCAUGCCGUCGGCGAAGAAAGCCGCCACCCCCAUCCCUAGUGCAGCCCCCAAGGCGUCUCAUGCAGCCCCCAAGGCCUCCGCCCCAGGGCCGCCCGUCGCCUCCCCGCCAGAAGCAUCCGCUUCGGCGGCAGGCUCUCCGGGGGAGGGGCCAUCGGCUGCGCCUGGCCCCGAUGCGGACGGCUCGUCCGCUAUCGAUCUAUCACCUGCUCCGGCGGCCAAUCCCGAUGAAGUUGCGCCAGCUGAUACACCACCCAAGGACGCUGCCUCCUCCCUAAAGCUCUCUGCCGCCGCCGUCGGCGCCACUGCUGCAGUCGGGCUCUUGUUCUUUUAA